Messenger RNA from Protopolystoma xenopodis, 984 nucleotides. The record is from the annotation of a GenBank genome assembly. NCBI's taxonomy places the organism in Eukaryota, Metazoa, Platyhelminthes, Monogenea, Polystomatidea, Polystomatidae.
AUGCGCGCACCUGCCUGCUGUGUCCGCACUCCCUUUUGUCGUAGAGACAGGCGAGGUCGGUUGGACGUCAAUCUUUGGGUCCCUUUUGCCUGUUGCUACGGCAAGUGGUCAAGACACGCCUAUAUAUGCGGCGACUGGGCGAGAAACGACUUACACCGAUCUCGUGUUCUUUCGCCUGGGCCCUGUUACUCGUGUACAGACGCAAAGGAUCGUUUUUCACACGUCACAGUUGCUGUCGCUCGGCUCUCCUACAGCUUGGCCCGGUACCCAGGGGAGAGCAUCCUGGUGGGCGUCGAGUCAGGUGUGUCAGUUUUGCACGAGCCCCUCUUGUCUGGAAGACUUUAUUGUGCCGUCUGGGUGAGUUGCGCCUCUUUCAGACAGUUGAACUUAAUCCAUGCUACACCGGAAAUUAUUUUGUCUGCACGGCAUGAGAGAAAAAGGGACAUGUCACUCAUUGAGCUCAGGCUCACGGAUCCCCUGGAAUCAUUUGCCGCAAGUUGUCUCUACCAUCUAAUAAGCGCAAUGGUGAAUCUCUUCAAGACCCCCCCUGACAAAAGAAGGGCCUCGUCAACUGGUGAUCUCACUAGCCUUCAAUGGUGUGAUCUGCUACCAAACGGCAAAUCUAGGUUGUCGGCAGAUGAAGCCAGGCCCGAAGGAGCCACAAGAUCCGGAAUCAAACGUUUCUUAUCCGACGACCCAGUUGCCCCGGCCAAGCUGGAAGAAGGAUUUAGACGGUUGUCAAGGUCUAUGGUCGUCUAUUCAGCAGCUCCCUCAGAUGAUGUUGAUGUGAGUUUAUAUUCUAAAUUUGAGUUCCUCCAUUUUUGCCAUUCUGCUAAGCAAAAAUCAGCUCCUAUUCUAGUCAUCUUCCCCAGUUUCUUUGCAGCAACGGCCAUAAAGGAGGUAAUUUCGUUGUUACAUCAACAGGUUUCAUUUACUUCUUGGUCAAUUUCUGCGGUAGCUCUCAACAAUAUCAUUAAUGCAUGA